Molecule: messenger RNA, 1563 nt
Organism: Thecamonas trahens ATCC 50062
Lineage: Eukaryota; Apusomonadida; Apusomonadidae
Exons: 2
Coding region: 28-1515 (495 amino acids)
Biological process (GO): transmembrane transport
Cellular component (GO): lysosomal membrane
Molecular function (GO): transmembrane transporter activity
Source: RefSeq, a predicted model, not a curated record
CCCUUCCCCCCCCCCUCUCCCGCUGCUAUGGAGUCGCAGCACCUGCUGGCCAAGCCGGCGCCGGUUGUGUCCGAAGCCAAGGCUAAGCAGGCCAAGAAGACCAAGGCAUCGCUCAACAUCAUCCUCUUCACGGUGUUCAUCGGCUCGGCCAUGUACACCAUCGUGCUGCCGUCGAUGCCGGCGUACAUCACACAAGUUCAUGCGCAGGCUUAUGUGCUCGGAUGGCUGGUCUCGGCCUUUUCGGCAGGCCAGUUCUUCCUCUCUCCGGCCCUCGGCAUGUGGUUCAACGCGCGCAACGCGCUCGAGCCGCUGCUCUUUUCUGGCGCCCUGCUCGUUCUGGGCAACGUGCUGUACUCGAUCGCGUGGUCCAAGUGGUGGCUGGUUGUCUCGCGGGUCAUUAUCGGCAUGGGCGCGGCAAACGUGUCGGUCUGCCGUGCCUACGCGGCGGCGGUGACACCUGUCGAUAAGCGGACGGGCGUGCUCUCGCUCAUUGCAGCUGCGCAGGGCGUGGGCUUUGUGGUCGGCCCGGCCAUGGGCGCGGCCCUGGCAUCGGUCAACUACAAGAUCAAGGUCGGCGGCUCGCUCUAUCCCGACGGCGAGUACCGGAUCAACAACGCGACUGCGCCCGGGUGGCUCUCGGUCGUGCUCUGCCUCAUCAACCUUCUUGUCCUCGCUCUGUUUUUCACCGACAUGUCGCGGGUGCCGCUGCCGAUGGCCAAGCGUGGCGGCGAGGUGUACGACACCAUCGACGACGACGACACCGACGUGCCGGCCAAGAUCCCCAACCGGCCGACGACGCCGACGACGCCGGUGCCGGAUCCGCUCCCGCUGCACCUCAUUCCGGCCCGCAAGUCGUGCGCCGGCGUGGACAAGACCCUCGAUCUGGUGGCUAUCUGCUUGGCCAUGGCCAUUUUCUUCUGCAUCAUCUCGUGCUUUGGCUGCUUUGAGACCACGCUCUCCAAGCUGCUCAAGGCCAACUACAGUUGGGGAACGGCCAAAGCCGGCAUCCUCUUCAUGUCGUGUGGUGUCAUUUCCAUCUUUGCAUUUCUCACGAUCAAGCCGCUGGGCAACGUCAUCGGCGACCGCCUGGUCCUUGUUGUGGGCCUCGGCAUCAUGAUCGGCACCGGCCUGUUGUGCAUCGCGUACAACGGCGGACACGUUCCGCUCGUCCAGUUCCUUGUCGCCAACUGCAUCUUCUCCAUCGGCUAUCCAUACUCGUCGGCCAUUAUCUACGCACUCUUCUCCAAGAUCCUUGGCGGCACCGAUCAGGGCACCAUGAUGGGCCUGCUGACCUCAUGCGGCUCGGCGGCCCGGACGCUCGGCCCGCUCGCCGCCGGGUAUGGCUACUACUACGGCGGUACCAACACCGUCUAUAUUGUCAUCGGCGGCUUGGCUGCGCUCGCUCUCGUCCUCACCCUGGCUGGCUGGUCCAAGCUCGUCACCUACGACGUCCUCCUCGACCGCAAGCUUGCCAAGUACCGCUCGUCGCGGCGGCUUGUCAUCCAGUCUGCGUAGCUGUACUCGGCGCUGCGGCCGAGGUAAAGUACGCAUGUGCUAAGGCGA